Molecule: messenger RNA, 999 nt
Organism: Clonostachys rhizophaga
Lineage: Eukaryota; Fungi; Ascomycota; Sordariomycetes; Hypocreales; Bionectriaceae
Source: the annotation of a GenBank genome assembly
AUGGUUCUCAGCACAGUCGCCUUCGACAUUUCGUCGGCCUGCAUCUGCGGCACCCUCAUCCUGACCCGGUGUCUGUACCGUCUCUUCUUCACAUGCAAGGUCCAUCCCACCUGCCACCGGAGAUGGCGGGUCGACGAUGCAUAUAUGGCGUUCGCCAUCAUUCCUCUCGUGGCCCGGACGGCGACGAUUUCCACGUCUUUCAAGCUCAACCCUGACCAGCUCACGACGCCCGUGACGAUGGAGGAGGCCGAGAUGGCGAAUAUGAGCGUGGAAGACCUGACGGCGGACCGGAUUUUGUCAAGACAGCUGCUCUUGCCGGCGCGCAUUUUCUAUGCUUUAUUCUUGUGGUGUCUUAAGCUCUGCCUGCUUUCCUUCUACACACGAUUCGUGGACCCUCUGGAAUGGGGGAAGAAGGUCAUCACGACCUUGAGAUGGGUGAUUUGUCUCACCUUCAUCGCCGUCCUCAUCUCAACAGUAGCAGAAUGUCACCCUCUCCAAUUAGCCUGGAAACUGGCUUCCGCGGCAGACCGCCCUCAAUGUAGCCGAGCGCUGGUGAACCUGCUCGUAAUGGCCGUUUUCAACAUCAUAACCGACGUCGCCCUCAUCAUUCUUCCCUUUCCUAUGCUCCGCAACGUCCGACUGGAUCGAAAAUCCAAAAUCCAGCUUUCCUUCCUGUUCGGCAUCGGCUUCGUCGUCGUUGUCAUCACCAUCCUGCGCAUCCCUCUCAUCCUUAUCAACUCCGUCUCACAACAAUCACGUUCAUUGUGGGCAUCCAUCGAAACUCUCUGCGCAUGUAUAGUAGCCAACACGGCCUUCUUCUACACCCUGGUCAAGGACCUCCAGGGUCGACACAGCCACUCCAAAAACAGCUCCAACCACGUUGUGGGCGGCAACUUUUACCUACAGAGCCUGCCAUCGUCAUCAGGAUACCCCGAUGGCUCUGAACGUCCGAAGACGGCGGACGAGGGCAGCCGGCGGGGGCUACAGCCAAUAGUGUAG